Molecule: messenger RNA, 2767 nt
Organism: Peromyscus maniculatus bairdii (prairie deer mouse)
Lineage: Eukaryota; Metazoa; Chordata; Mammalia; Rodentia; Cricetidae
Source: RefSeq, a predicted model, not a curated record
CCACAUCUCAAGAAGACAGCGCCUGCCUGCCCAAGCCUCUUGCUAAUGCUUUCAGUGGCUCCGGGUUCUGACCUUCACCACCCGGCUGAGGGUCUCUAGGAUUCCCGAGCCAUCCAGCUGUGGGAGCCCAGGGUGUUGUUACUCCCGAGAGUGAGGACUGGCUGGUUAGCAACAGAGCAGGAGCCCCGUGGGGCCGCUGGCAGAGGCCCGAAGCUGGAACCGUCAGGGAACAUGAGUGAAUUCUGGCACAAACUGGGCUGCUGCGUGGUCGAGAAGCCUCAGCCGAAGAAGAGGAGAAGACGGAUUGACUGCACCAUGAUCGGGGAACCCAUGAAUUUUGUCCACUUGACUCACAUCGGCUCGGGAGAGAUGGGGGCUGGAGAUGGACUUGCCAUGACAGGGGCCGUUCAGGAGCAGAUGAGAUCCAAGGGGAACCGAGACAGACCAUGGAGCAAUUCUAGGGCCUUGUAGCUCCCAUGGGACUGGCUCUGCAGUCUUGGAGUCCCCGUUCCAUGUCCAGCCCAGAAGAAAUGCCGCCCUCACCAGAUCCCUUCUACACCCAGUGACCCAAGGCUCCUUCCUCCCCUCUUCCUAACAAGUGCCUCAAAAGGCAUGGGGGCUGGACUCCCUCCACUCCCUCUGGCCUCCGCCCCUCCUGGAGAUGGGGUCAAGGCAGCAGGACUGACCAAGUGACUACUGGGGGGCCAGAGGAGCUCAGCCCAAGCUCUGGGCACCCUAGACCUGAGCUGGGGGUUCUCUGGGAACCUGGAAUGAGUUCCCUGCUCCUGAAUGAAGGUCGGGUGCCACCUGUUUAAACUUCUUGCCUUUACUCUUUUUAACGGAGGCAGGUAGGUGAGGGGACUGCAGCUGCCCCCUGCCCUCUUUCCUUCUGGAAUGAGCAAUGCAGUGGUCAGGGGGCGGGGUUGCCACUGCCCAGUCCACGCUGGGUUUUAGACCAGAAGCUCACAGCCCUCCAUGUCUCUCUGCCGGCACCAGGGUCUUGCUCCAGUUAGACCUCUAAUCCCAUGCUUCUGUAGUAUUAAUAGCUUCCCAGAAAUAUUCUUUUUUUUUAAUUAAUUAAAAUUUUAAUUUAAGAUGAGUUCUUUUAAUUACCCCCAUCCUGCUGCUGUCUCUGUCCUUGCCCCGUCCCUUUAGGAUCCUUAUUGUUUCCCAUUGAAGAGGAGGUGAGGACUGGAUCUUAAUUUGACUACAUUCCACUUAAGACCUGAGAGUCCUGGCCUCCCCUCCGUUAGCCUCCCUGCUGGCCAGGUAAAGGAAGAGGAGGGUUCUGUGUCAAAGCCAGGAUGUAGCAAAACUAGCUGUAUCUCAGGGUGGACUUCCUGUUAGGAAUGUGACCUGGAGAGGGAAAUAGGAUGAAAGGACUUCGAGCACAGGUCUUAAGAUCCUUUAUGGAAGCCUAGCUUUUCAGCUCCAACAGUGUGGACAGUUUGGGCUGCGUCAUUCUUUGUAAUGGAGGGCUAUUCUGCAUACUAGAAACUACAGCCUCUCUGGCCCACCCUAAUGUGGCAACCAAAAUGCCCCCGGAAAUUGCCAAAUGUCUCCUGGGGACAAAAAUUACCCACAGUUGAGAACUGCAGCUUGAGAGCCAGGAUAGGUUUUUUCUUACGUGAUUUCCACAUCCCUCGCCCCCCCCUCCCAAGUCUGGUUAUUCAGCCUGAGCCACGGGUGAGCCAGCACCCUCAGGACAGGCUCAGCAGAGCUGUGCAUCUUCUUUGAACGUAGUGCUUGUGCUUGCGUGGGCUCAAGUCUCUGUGACAGACACACGUACGUACGGUGUGUCUCUGUCUUUGAUGUCUGCAAGAGGGCCUCCCACAGUUCAGAGACGUGAACAGGGCAUGCUGGGAUAGGAGAACAGGGCUCAGUGUCUCUGGAGACACUGGCGGUGCCGCCCGCGCGCUGAGCCGCUCCGUGCUGCAGUCCUUGAACCCAGCGUAAGACUCAGGGAGUUUGUUUGGAAGAUCGAGUGUCACUCACCACGUGGCUGAAGAUCCUGCGAUCGAUCGAUGGGAAGCCCUGUAGGAGCAGAGUCUUUGGGCCCUUUGUUUUCUCAGGUCUUUUUGUUCUGUCCCUUUCUUUGCAGGCUGAUUAGAAAGGCAGAACAAGACAGAUGAGCUGCCGCCAGUCCUAGAAGACAGGGCUGGGGUCUCAUUAGCUCUGUAAUAGGAAGCUUGUUGUGUGGUAAUGGGUCAGGGCUGUGGAAGCUGAUCCACCCCUGCCGGCUCCAUCCAGUUACCCCUCCCGUAGCGACUGAGGUUUCCAUUUGUCCAGAGCUCGGUGUGCUCCUGUAGUUUCUCAGGCUCUAACGUUGGUCGUGGACGUCCAUUCCCAGUUUGCUGACUCGCAGUUCCGGUCAGGUCGGCCUGCCUCCCUGAAGGGCGCUUACCUUGUUGCCCUAGAGGAGCUCAUGAGUGGGAGGCUACAUGAACACUUGCAGGCAUGGUGGACCUGUGCCCACGGGGCGGCACGCUCCCAGGAAAGCCAUGCACAUCAGGUCACAAUGGCAAAGGGUUGGACACUGUGGGGUUAACGGGAGGGGAUGAGGUGUGGGUGAAGCCGAGGUCCAGCCUUUGUUAACUAAUUUGGACACAGUCUUCUCUUGGCUGCUCUCCGGCCUUGAGCUACCUUCUCUAAUGUGUACGCCACCACCACUUAACAAAGUGACUGGAAUGGGUUGAGAGUCAUAAUUUAUAUUAAAAACCUGAUGGACUUUUAAGAUACAUUUUUCCAAUAAAAGAAUUAAGCAAAA